AAUCAUUAGCCGGUCGAGGAAGUGUGCGUUUGAGGAUGCCGAAAUAUAAUUUGUGAAAACACCGGACCCAAAUAAUUUUGAAGUUUUGUAUGCGGAUCUUCGGUAAAAAUAGUUGAGUAGCCCUGUACUACAGUACUACACUGCAUCUUAAAAAACAAUAAGAACAUAAGGUAAUUGUGAUCAGUAUCAGGCUAUUUCAGUAUUUGAAGUUGUAAUAGCAUACUAAUCAUACUUUUUUACGCUGUAGAAGGAGGCUAUGUUGUUGUUGGUUUUGCUUCAUCCUUUUCUUUAUUACAUUAUUUGUUUUAAAAAUGUCUGUAACAGGCUGGCGUGAACCAAUCCAUCGAUUUUGUCAAAAUAUGUGCAAUAUAAUAGGUAAUUUUUUUAAUUACGGUAUAUCCAUGAUGACAUGAUAUAUAUUUUAUUUAGUUAGGUUCAUUCUGGUAUGAUUACAAUGGAUAGCAUAACAACAGAUUUAUACAAGAAACAACUUGAUCAAGUAAAUGAAGCAUUAAAAAGUCAAACGAAUAAUUCAGAUGUAAAAGACUUAUUGCAGUUGCGAGAUGAUCUGACUCAAUUAUUGAGUUUGUGUGUUGAUUGUUCAUCAGAAAAUACAACUGCAAUUGAGAAUGCAGAAUCAUUGGAAUAUGACAUAGCUACUGAUAGACAACAUGUAAGGAGUGGAACAACAUCAAAUAUAGAAGAUGAAUUGAGUGCAUUUUACAACAAUGAAUCACAAGCAGAAAAUGACCAGGACAAAACAGGUCAAAGCAAUCCAGAUAAUGUUGAUGCUGAUGGGCAUACUAUGGAUAACGAAUUAGCAAAUUUUUAUUCAGAGAUAUCUAAUUUGGAUACAGAAUGUCCUUCUUUGCAUAAGACUGAUGAAAGCUCAUUGUCAAUAUUUAGUGAAAAUAUUUCUAAAUGUGAAAACAAUGACUCGUCCGAUCCAAAAAAUGAAAUAUUUUUGGACAGUAUUGAAUAUGUGGAUGACAUAAGUGGUGUAAAAUGUCAAGCACCGUUUUCUACAGAAUGGUCAGGUACACAAUAUCACAAUGCAAUGAUACAAGUAGCAGUGGAAAAUGAUGAAAGUAUAUGUGAUAAGGCUGAUAAUGAAAUGAACGUUAAAGUACUCUUUUUGAACCCAAUUAUGAAAGAAAUGCAGCCUUGCCCAUAUUAUCUUGAAGGGAAUUGUAAGUUUGAUGAAGCUGGCUGUCGAUAUUCGCAUGGUUAUAUUGUCAAUAUAUUUGAGCUAAGGCCUUUUGUCUCUCCAGAUUACUCAAAUUUAACUGAAGGACAUAAAUGUUUGGCUAAAACACAGGAUGGAUUAUGGAAACCUGGUAUUGUGGUUAAAAUUGAAGACAAUCUUUACUCUGUUAGUUUUUUGCACAAAUCUCCAACUCUUACACUAGCUUUACAUGACCUUUUGCCUGAGACUAAUCAUAUUAUUAUUGAUGAAAAUGAAGUAGAUUCUGACGAAGACAUAUUAGUAGAGAUAACCCCCCAAAAUUUAUACAAAGAAUAUGGAGCAUCAAGUUCCAAAGGGAUGCCUCCUCGUUUAGGCUUAUGGGAAGAACACACUAACGGCAUAGGCUCGAAACUUAUGCAGAAAAUGGGAUAUAAAUUAGGUGAAGGCUUGGGUAAAAGCAGUCAAGGCCGUUUAGAACCUGUUCCAAUUGUCAUGCUUCCAGUUGGUAAAUCGCUCGACCAUUGCAUGGAAGUAAGACUUAAAAAGGGUGUAAAACACAUUGGCGAUACAAACCAAAAUACACAAGGAAGUGAAAAAGUACUUAGGAGAAAAAAACGUGACAGAUGUGUUUUUUCAUUCCUCAACAAGACUUUAGGUGUCAGUGAAGCUAAAAAAGACUCUAAAAAGCAAAUUGAAAUGCCUAAAGAUAUGUUUGGAAUAAAGGCUGGUACUGAACAAAAAAAUGUAAAAAAUUUUAAUAAACAAAUGAUGAAAAAUGAAGAUGACAUGAAAAAAAUUAAAGCAAAAGUUCUCAAAGUAAAAGAAUCAUUACGAAGGAACCAAUCUAAUCCUUCAGUCGUCAAAUCUUUGACUGAAAAACUCGACAAACUAAAGGAAGAUUUGACAAACAUGAAAGAACUGGAAUCUAAUAUUAAAAUUCAUAAGUCAAGAAUGGAAACUCAUAGAAAAAUGACAAGUUUUUGAUUGGUGUGCAAUACUUAAAAAGAAGAUAACAACA
Molecule: messenger RNA, 2204 nt
Organism: Styela clava
Lineage: Eukaryota; Metazoa; Chordata; Ascidiacea; Stolidobranchia; Styelidae
Product: zinc finger CCCH-type with G patch domain-containing protein-like
Biological process (GO): negative regulation of transcription by RNA polymerase II
Cellular component (GO): nucleus
Molecular function (GO): RNA polymerase II cis-regulatory region sequence-specific DNA binding; DNA-binding transcription repressor activity, RNA polymerase II-specific; metal ion binding
Source: RefSeq, a predicted model, not a curated record